Messenger RNA from Achroia grisella, 3355 nucleotides. It is a transcript of the gene Grp170, whose product is annotated as hypoxia up-regulated protein 1. Gene Ontology annotation, biological process: negative regulation of hypoxia-induced intrinsic apoptotic signaling pathway; endoplasmic reticulum unfolded protein response; cellular response to hypoxia. The transcript is spliced from 9 exons. The coding region runs from base 151 to 2910 and encodes 919 amino acids. Gene Ontology annotation, molecular function: ATP-dependent protein folding chaperone; ATP binding. NCBI's taxonomy places the organism in Eukaryota, Metazoa, Arthropoda, Insecta, Lepidoptera, Pyralidae. The record is from RefSeq and is a predicted model, not a curated record. Gene Ontology annotation, cellular component: endoplasmic reticulum chaperone complex.
AGAAGAAAACACGUUAAACUUGACGUGGACUAAAGUAUCUGGAUCAUACAUUUUAGCUAAAUAUUAAUAUAGAAUUUACAUGCUGUAUCUUCUUAAGUGAGAAAAGAAUAGCUCUAAUAAAACUUAUAAAUGUUUACUUCUUGAAACAACAUGCUGAAGAAUCCUAAAAUGUAUGCUGCGUUGUGCGUGGUAUUGUUACCAUUACUUUUAAGUCAAAAAACCGAUGCGGCUGCGGUAAUAUCAAUAGAUUUGGGGUCAGAAUGGAUGAAGAUUGGUAUCGUGUCACCGGGCGUUCCGAUGGAAAUAGUUUUGAAUAAAGAAUCCAAGAGAAAGACUCCGGCAGUAGUAGCAUUCAGGGAUGAUGUGCGGACUUUUGGGGAGGACGCCGUGACCGUUGGAGUACGAUUCCCCAAAAAUUCUUACAAGUAUUUAUUGGAUCUGCUUGGGAAGACGUAUGACCAUCCCUUUGUGCAAGCUUACAAGGAACGUUACCCAUAUUACAAUAUAGUUGCCACAGAUCGUGGUACACCAGAGUUUAUUCACGAUGAAAAUACAAGGUUCACACCAGAAGAACUCAUAGCACAACUCCUGGCCAAAGCUAAGGAGUUUGCUGAAAUUAGUCAUGGCCAACAAAUAAGUGAAUGUGUGAUCACGGUUCCUGGUUACUUCAAUCAGGUAGAACGCCGCGCGUUACUGGAGGCCGCAUCUCUGGCUGGGCUCAAUGUACUCCAACUGAUAAAUGAUUAUACCGCCAUAGCUAUUAAUUAUGGAAUAUUCAGGAGAAAGGAAAUUAAUGAAACUGCCUGGCAUACACUAUUCUUUGACAUGGGCGCUGCUUCCACUAAAGCGGCCUUAGUUGAGUAUAAAACCGUGAAGACAAAGGAGAAGGGAUAUGUAGAGACUGUGCCACAGCUGCAGGUCUUGGGCGUGGGCUUUGAUCGGACUUUAGGAGGUCACGAAAUAACGUUGCGUCUCCGAGAGCAUCUCAUUAAGGCUUGGGAGGCUAAUGGUGGCGGUGACGUCAGAUCUUCUCCACGUGCCAUGGAGAAACUUCUCAGGGAAGCUGAAAGGCUUAAGAUCGUUCUGUCCGCAAAUACAGAGCAUUAUGCACAGAUUGAAAGUCUGUUGGAUGAUAAGGAUUUCAAACACUUGGUGAGCCGCAGCGAGCUGGAGGAGCUGUGUGCAGACUUGUGGGCGCGAGUGGCGAGCGUGGUGCAGCGCGCCGUGUCGGCCGGCGGCGGCGCGGGGGCGGGCGCGCGCCUCGUGCUGGCCGGCGGCGCCGCGCGCGCGCCCGCCGCCCGCGCCGCGCUGCUCGCCGCCGUCGGCCACGAGCCGGCGCGGUCCAUCAACGCGGACGAGGCGGCCACCAUGGGCGCGGUGUACAGGGCAGCAGCGUUGGCUACAGGUUACAAGGUGGCACCAUUACUAGUACGUGAUGCAGUAAUACUCCCGGUACAAGUUGUGUUUAACAGGAGCGUCGAUGGAAACGAGAAACUGAUCAAGCGAACUCUCUUUGGCCCCAUGAAUCCUUACCCGCAAAAGAAGGUAAUUACUUUUAAUAAACAUACAAAUGACUUCAGCUUCAAUGUAAAUUAUGCUGAAUUAGACUACAUACCAUCAACUGAACUACCUUACAUUGGCUCACUGAAUUUAAGUCAAGUAGUAUUAACUGGCGUUGGUGCGGCCCUAUCGAAACACAUUGGUGAAAAUGUUGAACAUAAAGGUAUUAAAGCACAUUUUAAUAUGGAUGACUCUGGUAUACUGAAUUUGGUAAAUGUUGAAUUUGUUGCUGAAAAAACUGUCACGGAAGAAGAAGAUAAAGAUAGUACUCUGUCUAAGAUAGGAAGCACGAUUAGUAAGCUGUUCAGUUCUGACUCAGAAACGCCCGAAAAGCUAGAAAAGGCUGAAGAAAGACCCGAGGAAUUACCUCAAGAAGGAGAAAAGAAUGAAACGGCAAAAGCUAAUGAAACAACUACUGAGAAACAAAACGCGACUGAAGCAGAAAAACCGAAACCUAAAAUAGUUGUGUUGAAAGAACCCAUACAAGCUGAAGAACAGAUUUUGAAUUUGCAGCCUUUGUCACCAGAACAGUUAAAGACUUCUAAAUCGAAAAUCAAUGAGUUGAACACAAUAGACAGGAAGAGGACAGAGAGAGAAUCUGCACUUAAUAAUUUGGAGGCAUUUGUGGUGGAUGCUCAAAUGAAAAUGGAUAUGGAGGAGUAUUCUGAGUGUGGUUCUCAAGAAGAAAUCGAGGAAAUAAGAAAAUUAUGUAGUGAAGUCUCUGAGUGGUUAUAUGAUGAUGGUUAUGAUGCACCUACGGAACAGUUUGAAGAAAAAUUAGCGUUACUUAAGGACAAGACUAAUUCUAUAUUCUACAAACACUGGGAACACAGGGAAAGGCCUGAUGCUGUAGCUGCUAUAAGAACAAUGUUGAAUAAUUCUCAAGAAUUCCUUACAAUGGCCAAAAAUUUCACUAAAGAUGUUAAUUCUGAAAAAGAUAUAUUUACUGAUGUUGAAAUUGAAGUAUUACAAAGUAAAAUUGUAGAGACAGAAACAUGGCUUAACAAAUCUAUUGCUGAGCAAGACGCCAUAAAGAGAAACGAAGAUAUUAAACUGACUGUCGAAAGCAUUAGAGAGAAGAUGAAGAAUUUGGAUAGAGAAGUAAAGUAUCUUAUCAAUAAGAUGAAAAUAUGGCGUCCUAAAAAGCCAGCCAAAAAGGACUCUGAUAAUAAAACUGAAACAGUUGUAGAGUCAGAUGAAAAGACGUCUGAAAAAGCGGAAACCCAAGAGGAAUCGCCGGAGAAUGCUCCGGAAUCAGAGCAAGUGGUAGAAAAUGAGAAAAGUGUCGACGAGGAGACAACGGAGACGCCGCAGUUAUCUGACGGCAAUGAUGAACAUUCCGAAUUAUAAUAGUUGUGAGCGUACUAGUGAGUUGAUUUAAUUUAUUAGUCUAAUUUAUUUUUUACUUUAAAACAAUUGAUUGUUCGUCUUUUUGCGCUAACAGUGACAACGGCCCAUAUAGUUUACGUUCUAAACAAGAAACUUAUUGAAACUGAAAUUAGACUUAUUAUUUGUUUGAUUCGGGUAUUAUUAUUGUGACAUAUAAAGGAAUAUCACUAUUAGUUGAAUAUAAUAUGACAAACAUAAAAGUAGACAUAGUACAAGUAAUGGCCAAAUUAAACAAAUUAAUAUUGACUUUGUAUUUAAAGUAUCAUAUUGGGACACUUCAUACUGUGAUAGGGUAUCAUUAUUUAAAAAACUACAAACUGAAUGACCAUUUUAUAUAUAGACUAUCUGCAUUUAAUGUUUGUCUUAGGCUACAGAUUACUGCCAAAUUGAAUUUGAAAUAUUUCGG